CCUUUCAAGAGCGUAUGUUGCUGUAAAUUAGAAAUAAUAGAUCCGGAGCGCUCAGGAAAUCGAAAGAAAGUGCGCUAGAUUAAAAAGGGCAGCCAACAUUCCUGUCUCAACAAUAGUUCUUUUAAGAACAUGGACGAGAAAUGUCGGUCGCUACGGAAAUGAAACAAAAAACUAGAAAGAAAACUGCUAAACUUUGGAACGGCCUAACGACAUCAUAGCCGAAACCUUACCAAAGACAUGUGAAGUGAAUCGGGGGUUUCCAAAUAAAGUGUCAUAUCUUAAAGGCAUAUCUUAUUAGAACCUGACAAAACACAUAUCUCUUUAUUUUACGCUAGUCACCUUUUUGUGAUCGUAGUUAAUGAAACUAUUUUGCUCAAAAUUUAAAAUAAGGAUUUAAAUAAAAAAGCUAUUGAGUGGUGUCUCUAAGUCACUUAUAAAAGGAAAGAAAAGAAAUUCAAAUGAAAUAUUACACUAUGUUUUUCCUGAGAAGACGAACGCUAAUUUUGAAAGCUGUGCUAGUGUUAACAGCACUAUGGUUCAUGGUAGCAUUGUUGACUACUAAUGGAGGCACGAGGAAUGCACUAGGGGCUCCACCGAUUGAAUACGAUGAUCCAGAAGCUAAGCCAUUAAAAAUAGCCAAGCCAACUGCAACUAAAAAGAAAAGCGAGUCUUAUGGCAACAAUUUGUCAGACGCACGAACGCGGGUCGAUUGGAUUGGUCGGCUUUCUGGGAACGAAGGUCUAGGCGUUCUAGCUGCCCCGGGUUCGGACAACGCUCCCGGUGAACUUGGCAAACCGGUCGUCCUACCGAAGAACAUAAGCGAGGACGCGAAACAGGCUGUCUCAGAGGGAUGGAAAAAGAACGCUUUCAAUCAGUAUGUCAGCGACCUCAUAUCGAUUCGGAGGAAACUGCCAGACCCAAGGGACGAAUGGUGCAAGCAACCAGGUCGAUAUCUAGAAAACCUUCCUCAGACGUCAGUGGUAAUAUGCUUCCACAAUGAAGCGUGGUCAGUCCUUCUCAGGACUGUUCAUUCAGUUCUUGAUAGAUCACCCUCUCAUUUAAUCAAAGAAAUAAUCCUCGUCGACGAUUUUUCUGAUAUGCCACACUUGAUGCAACAAUUAGACGACUACAUGUCGUCUCUCCCCAAAGUAAGGAUAGUACGAGCGGCACGUCGCGAAGGUCUCAUUAGAGCCAGAUUGCUUGGAGCCCGGUAUGUUACCGCUCCAGUUCUCACUUAUCUGGAUAGUCACUGCGAGUGCACUGAGGGGUGGUUGGAACCGCUUUUAGACAGAAUCGCCAGAAAUAAAACGACAGUAGUGUGCCCUGUUAUCGAUGUUAUCGACGACAAUACAUUAGAAUACCACUACAGAGACUCGACAUCAGUUAAUGUCGGAGGGUUCGAUUGGAAUCUGCAGUUUAAUUGGCAUCCUGUACCGUCUAGGGAAAGAUCGAGACACCAACAUACGGCAGAGCCGGUGUGGUCUCCAACGAUGGCUGGUGGACUCUUUGCUAUCGACAAAGAAUUUUUCGAAAGACUAGGCACGUACGACAGCGGUUUUGAUAUAUGGGGUGGGGAAAAUCUAGAACUUUCCUUCAAGACGUGGAUGUGUGGCGGCACUUUAGAGAUAGUGCCAUGUUCUCACGUUGGGCAUAUAUUUAGAAAGCGAUCACCUUACAAAUGGCGAACUGGGGUCAAUGUCUUGAAGAAGAAUUCGGUCCGGUUGGCAGAGGUGUGGCUAGAUGACUACGCAAAGUACUACUAUCAGCGCGUAGGUAACGAUAAAGGGGAUUAUGGUGAUGUUGGCGGCAGAAAAGCGUUAAGGGAAAAACUUGGUUGCAAAUCCUUUGAAUGGUAUUUGAAGAACAUUUACCCAGAGCUUUUCAUUCCUGGAGAAUCAGUAGCUCACGGCGAGAUACGAAAUGUCGCCUUCCAAAAAAUAUGUUUGGAUUCCCCGACGCGCAAGUCAGACCAUCAUAAGCCCGUUGGACUGUAUCCGUGUCAUCGGCAGGGAGGAAAUCAGUAUUGGAUGUACUCGAAGAAUGGCGAGAUCCGACGCGAUGAGACAUGUCUCGACUAUUCGGGCCAUGACGUCGUGUUGUACCCUUGCCACGGGGCUAAAGGCAAUCAACUUUGGCUGUACGAUCCCAGCACAAAGCUGCUGAAGCAUGGCUCCAGUGAGAAAUGCAUGGCGAUAUCACGAAGUAAAGACAAAAUAGUGAUGGAGUCAUGUAACGACGGUGAAACCCGACAAAUGUGGAACAUGGAGAACUUCAACCCUGACAGACUGACACCGGAGCUAACGGCCGAGUAGCCAGAGGCCUAUGACGAACUUCUGUUCAUUUAAAAUGAGAAAAAGGACUCAUUUCAAACUUGUAAUUACGAAGUGACUGAAGUGUUGAACUUUUAUCACUUGUUUUAAACGCAACUUCGAGCAUAGAUUAACGUGAUACAAAAAAAUAUUGGAUUAAUGAGGCCAUUUUAUAUAAGGUUGUUAUAAAGAUUGAUAAAAUAGGUUUCAAUAUAAUAACGGCUUGAGUGUACGUAUUGAUAAAAUAGUUGUAGCCGCGAAUUCGUUAUUACAUGUUUUUGUCAUUGACCCCAUGUAUUUGGCCUAAAUCACUUUGACCUGGGAGUGAAUAUUUAAAAUUUUGUUAUUCAUUAAUUAGCCAAGUGUUACGCAAAUUUUAUUAUAUAUUUGAUGUAGUGGUUAACAUGUCUAAGACAUGUAUACUAUAAAAAGAGAUUUUUUUUUCGUGAAAACAAUGUUUAUUUCAUGUUGUAGAACAUUACUAUCAUUUUAAAAAUAUUUUUUUUAUUUUUAUGGUUACAUACUGAGAAAUUUACGUGUUGAAUUCGUUAUAUUUGUAUAACAUUGUCUAAUUGUGCUUUAAAUUUAUUUUAUUUGUGAUGAUAAUGUAUUUUCGUUAAUGGAAAUCCAAAAUUUUAUAUUUUAUUUAUUUCAUAGCUUUUUUUACAAAAUAGUAUUCUGUACAAAGUAUUAUAGGGUCGUGUAACGAGAAGUGACUAGAGUUCGAACUGUACAUAUCCAAUUCUUGUACUUAUCUACAGGUUCUUUAUAUCAUAUUAUGUAUAACUAUACAUAUAAAUUUCAAUGGCUGAAUAAUGUAGAUUUUACACAAGUAAUGUGAUUUACAUAAACUAAAUGUAUUAGUCAUUUCGACAUAGGUAGUAAAUUCGACUAGAGAAAUGUAUGUAAAUUUAUAAAUAGGGUUAUUUUAAUUUCUGUUUUAAUGCUAAAUGUUAAGUAAUGCUACUUUUUUCAUUUUUAAUUUAUCACUAGUAAUCUAAUAUUGUCUGAACUGUUUUUGUUUAUAUACUUCAAAAUAAUUUUAUUUUAUAACUCGACUGAAUCUUAAAUAUUCCAGGAGCGUUUUUCCGACUUCUUUUAAUUCGUUGGCAUAUUAAUGCAUGCAUUUACAUGUUUUUUCUGGUUUUAAAUUGAUCAUCAAUGGAUAUAUUUCACGAGGAAUAUAGUGGGAUGGUAUAAUUUAACAAGUUUAUUUACCCGUCAAUAGAAGUAUAUUCUAAGUUGCAUCCUGUACGUGUCUGAACGUCAAUUUUAUUAUUACGUUUUUGAUUUCAUGGUUUUGUUAUUUUUUUUCUGAGGUGUAAAUACAAUAAUCCAAUAUAACUAAUUAAACGAAAUUCAUCAAAAAAAUACAUUCCGUUUCGUGAGCCUGUUUAUUAUUACAGUUAAAGUUCUUAUUAUAUUGGUUUAUUCAAAUAAACAUUCCAGAAAUAAAAACUACAUUAUUUUCUAGCUUUAGGGUUUUGAAAACAAGAUAUAAAAAAUUAAUAAAUUAUCUGUUUUAUGGAUAUAUGUAUAGAAAACAUGGAGAUUCUCAAAUUUUGUUUUGUUGUAAACAACAACAGUUUGCAAACCACCUCAUACUGUAGUUAUUUCAAAUUGAUUUUGGAAUCAAUAAUGAUUUCCUUCCUAAGUAUAUUGUCGUUUAUUUUGACAGUAUUGCUUGCUUGGUUACUUUUGUGAAGGGUGUUAUGUUUUUAUCCACUUAAAUACUGCCAAUUAGUCUUCCCAAAGCAGACAUUCUUGAUUAUUUCAUGUAAAAUAUAACGCUUUAAUUACAUAAUAUUCAUAGUCCACUUCUUUAAUGUGACCUAAAUAUUUUACAUAAUUUGUUAUUUCAACUUUAACUGCAUAUUUUGCAGAUAUUUAUCGUUAGAUAUCACAAACCCUUUUUUUAAAUAACUAAUUAUUGAUUUUAACGUUUCGAAGAUGUUGAGUUCCUUUUACGUUAAAGUUUUUUGUAAAUAAAAUAUGACAUGUUUGCAUUUUGAUAUGUUUUGACUGGACUAUAUCCAGAGGCUAUUUCUCUAAUUUCAGCUUCUAUAGCGACAACUGAUUUGCAGUUUUUAGAAUCUUACAUAUUUAUUCGAUAUAAAAAUUUUGUAUUUGGGAAAUAUCUAUAAACUUAAUACUUGAAACUCAACUGAUGUUUGCAAAUUUCGAAAAGAAGAGUUUAUUGAUGGUUGUUAGAUAAUGGUCAUUUUGGUCAUGCCUCUCUUAACUAAAACUAAAUAUGAGUAAAGAAUGAAAAGGAGAAAAAUGCUGUCAAAUUCAGUCUUAAUUUAGAAGAGUCAUGGCAGAAUCAGAUCUUUUUAAAGGAGCUGAUAUUUGGGCGGGCGCUGUACAUAUUCUUACUUUACUGUAUGUGACGUAAGUAAAAUAAUCGUGUCUACAAGCAAUUAGGUUGUGCUAGCCAGCAAGCGUUUUUGCCUUCAUCAGACUCUCAAGUAUCUGGAUUAAAUUCUAAUGUAGCCUCAAUGACAACUUACAUCAAAUUAAACACCUAGCUGUAAAGUCGAUAAACUGUGUAAAAAUUUGUAGUUCAUAUCAACUUGAAGUAGGAUGUUAUAAAUGUGCCUUAUAUAAUUACAUAGGUUAUAAAUAUUACUAUUGAAUGUUCAAAUUUCUGUAUAUAAAGCGGUGUUUCCAUUGUAUUAUAAUAGUUUGACAGUGUAAUGUUUAGACGGCGAUAAUCUUUAGUAUUUGUAAAAUAAAGCAUUAUGUUGGAUUUAUA
Chilo suppressalis (striped riceborer) is the source of this 5064-nucleotide messenger RNA. NCBI's taxonomy places the organism in Eukaryota, Metazoa, Arthropoda, Insecta, Lepidoptera, Crambidae. The record is from the annotation of a GenBank genome assembly.